Canis lupus familiaris (dog) is the source of this 1368-nucleotide messenger RNA. RefSeq names its product H2A clustered histone 13 (gene H2AC13). Gene Ontology annotation, molecular function: structural constituent of chromatin; DNA binding; protein heterodimerization activity. The transcript has a single exon. The record is from RefSeq and is a predicted model, not a curated record. Bases 22 to 414 code for a protein of 130 amino acids. Lineage: Eukaryota; Metazoa; Chordata; Mammalia; Carnivora; Canidae. Gene Ontology annotation, cellular component: nucleosome.
UGCAGUGUACUUAGGUGCCUGAUGUCGGGACGCGGGAAGCAGGGCGGCAAGGCUCGCGCCAAGGCCAAGACGCGCUCGUCGCGCGCCGGGCUCCAGUUCCCGGUGGGCCGCGUCCACCGCCUGCUCCGCAAGGGCAACUACGCGGAGCGGGUCGGGGCGGGCGCGCCGGUGUACCUGGCGGCCGUGCUGGAGUACCUGACGGCCGAGAUCCUGGAGCUGGCGGGCAACGCGGCCCGCGACAACAAGAAGACGCGCAUCAUCCCGCGCCACCUGCAGCUGGCCAUCCGCAACGACGAGGAGCUCAACAAGCUGCUGGGCAAAGUCACCAUCGCGCAGGGCGGCGUCUUGCCCAACAUCCAGGCCGUGCUGCUGCCCAAGAAGACCGAGAGCCACCACAAGGCCAAGGGGAAGUAGAUCUCUGGAUUGAUUUGCCCUGUAGAACUUCUAGUCAAACCAAAGGCUCUUUUAAGAGCCACCUAAGGCUUUCUGUAAAGAGCUGAACACUUGAGAGAUUCCUAAGAAUCAAACAGCGCUUUUCGUCAAUCUCCCAACUUGGAUUAGGGGAGGGCAAUUUGAUGAAACUUCUAUUGUAAGGGCUAAAGUUUCCAAAAUCCUUUCUUGAGGGUCAUUAAACUUCGUGUAUGGAGUAUUCCAAAAACCUGUCUUGGUUCGUCAGAACUAGGUAAACGGAUUAUAUGCAGGAGCUUGUGAACUCUUCGAUACUGGUGUGCUUUUUCAGCUUCACAAAGAAGUUCUGGUGAUGGAGUUCUUUUGAGGGCAAACAGCAGUUUCAAAACCUUGUUUUCUAGUUCUAGUUCUAAUUGAAGACCUGAACGUACAGAGAUUAACCCAAAACCUCCAUUCCAAGCCAAAGCUAUUUUUAGAGACUUUAGUGAUUUCUGAGACCUAAUCUGGCCUGUUUUCACAUUGCUAAAUUGAAAUUUUAAUCAUCCUUAAAGAUUUGAGAUGUCAACAGGUACCUGAUGAACCAAUGAUCAUUCUUCCUUUAAAAGUGUCUUUCUUGGUCUUUUUAUUGUGACUUAAAGGUUUUGAUGAUACAUGAAUGGAUUUAGAUUCUCUAAUUGCCUGCCGUGGUGACUUCUAGUUCAGAGGCAUCAGAUACGUCAUGCCAUGCAAGGAACCUACAGUUUUGGCAGUUGCUAAUGAGAAGUAUUGGAGUGCCUUAGUUUAGCCCUAUAUAGAUUCCUGGUGGUACGCAAUUAGAUUCUUCAAGACAAAGGGAUUACAAGUAAUUCUGUUAAAUUACAGAUAUAUAAUGCUUUGUACCUAUGGCAGAGCCAGUCCCUCCGUUCCCAAAUUAAUAAAAAAAAAAAAAGACAGUAGGUUUCUAUUAGCAUUCUGAAUUUC